AGGCUUUGAUGUAGUUGCCUUUGAGCUCUGUAUACAACCGCCAGGAUACGUGAGUGCCGCGCGUGGAUUUUUUCAAAGCGGAGUGUAGAUAAAAUUCGAAGAUUUUACACCAAAACAAUAUCUGCUUAGGCCUAGGAAGAUAUGCCACAACAGCCUAGUGGGGCUGGCGAGGAUUUAGCUGCCGGAGAUGAGACGAUUUCCUUCAAAGACGAAGGUGGCCCAGGCGAAAUCCCGACGAAGAAGUUGGCCGAUUCGACCACGUCUAGUCGGGAUCUGAACGAUAUAAAAUCUAGCCUAGUGACUGAAGGGGAAUGUAAGAACUCCAGCGACGAUCAGCGUGGUAUUAAGCGACUAGCCCCCGAUUAUGGUGAAUCAGUGAAAGACAGCGUAAAAGAACAACCACUAUUUCGGAUAUACGACACUGUUGGGGGCUCGUCUAAGCUUGAUCAUUUUCGAUAUGGACAACAUUAUCGGUUUUUCACCGGCGGUUACCCAAGUGCAUCGAUGCUGCCUACGGAAGGCGUAUGACAUGCCCACAGGGACGGCAUUCCACUCCAUUUAUUGGGAUCUUUGAACUCAUCAAGCAGUCUGCCAAUUAUGUAAACACGGAACAAAACAUAUUUGAUAGAGCAGCCUCUCAAAUUGAUUUAAAAAGCCAUUAAUGAUCCUCACAUU
Anneissia japonica is the source of this 675-nucleotide messenger RNA. Its product is annotated as transcription factor 7-like 2. Bases 142 to 528 code for a protein of 128 amino acids. Gene Ontology annotation, biological process: canonical Wnt signaling pathway; regulation of transcription by RNA polymerase II. The record is from RefSeq and is a predicted model, not a curated record. Gene Ontology annotation, molecular function: DNA-binding transcription factor activity, RNA polymerase II-specific; RNA polymerase II cis-regulatory region sequence-specific DNA binding. The transcript is spliced from 4 exons. Lineage: Eukaryota; Metazoa; Echinodermata; Crinoidea; Comatulida; Comatulidae. Gene Ontology annotation, cellular component: beta-catenin-TCF complex.